GCAAAGUGUCCAGAGGCAAUUCACCACCGCACAGCGCACCUGUCUCCUGUUACUCCCUUUUUACACCCCCCAAGAUCGCACUUUCAUACGGCAUAUACCAGUUCGCGGGCACCAUGGCGUCCUUCUUCUCGAGCGUACGCCAAGGCUUCGGUGGUCGCUCCAAUAAAGGUGCCCAAGGCAAAGGGAACAACGGCCAGGACACGCCUUCACCGACUACGCCAUCAUAUUCGCCGUCCACGGCCCAGCCGCCGAGUGUCCCUCCCAUGCCACAUUCCCCUGCAUUGUCUUCCGCCAUGUCGCUUGAAACUCCCGGUUCGGACGGUCAAAAUACCUCCAACUCCAACGCUCGCCGGCCGCCAUUUUUCUUCCGGGAAGAGUACUCUUCCCUAAUUGUUAAGGGUAAUUUUAUGACCUUGGCCGCAAAGCCGAGACUGGUGGAAGAGGGUGAAUGGCUCGCCCAUCAAGUUGUCGAGCAGUAUCGUCUGCUGGAACAGAUGAUCGACAUGAUCAAAGUUGUAGAUGAGAGGACACAGAGACCGAUUUGCAAUCCAGAGGUGUGUCCCACCAUGUCCGCGAGUGUUCAUACAUACACCUGGCUAGACAACAAGAAGAACCCGAUCAAGAUACCCGCCAUCCAAUAUAUCAACCUGGUGCAGAAAUGGAUCGUUGGAAAAAUCAAUGAUCCCUCCAUCUUCCCCACAGACACCUCGUCUGUAUCAUUCUCGGGCAAUGGCUCGAGUUACGCCUCCGGCUCUGCAACUCCAGGGUCGUCCACGCCCCAACCUUUGGGACCGACGAAUCUGAAUGCCUCGCUUUCUCAACUUUCAGGCCGAGACUGGUUAGGCAAGUCGUCCGGCUUCCCGGAGACGUUUGAGAGCGACAUCAAGAGCAUCUACCGUCAGAUGAUGCGCUGCUAUGCCCACAUUUAUCACGGCCACUGGCUAGAUCCCUUCUGGAACGUCAACGCGUACAAGGAGCUCAACACGUGCUUCAUCCACUUUGUCAAUGUCGGUAAGCUCUUCGGGCUGCUCGGUGACAAGGAGAUCGAGCCCAUGCAGCCCCUGGUCGAUUUGUGGCUGGCAAAGGGCCUACUACCGCCGCCUCCGCAGCAGCAGCCGCAGCAGUCGCAGAAUCAGAAUCUGGCGCCGGCAGCAAGCAGUCAACAGACCGUUCCGGCGGCUGCCUAAAGGGGACGGAUAUUGAGCAUCAGGCUAAGGGACUGGAUGCUACGGGAGGGCCGUUUUGUUGAGGCAUCUGAACAGCGUUAGAGGCGAACGGCGUUUUUAUGGCAGGCCAACGCCAGUGAGGUUACAUCAUGUAUUGACGCAGCAUCUUAGUGGACAAACAGCAAUCUAUUUUACUUGGCUCCUGAACUUUUCUGGAUUCCACAUGUUUAUCUUGCCAUGCCGUUUCCCGCUUUUGAUCGUUAGGAGGAUGAUAAGUACGAUGGUGAGAUUGUGGUUAUUUAGAAGCCUGUAUGAACUUUGAUGACUUUCGUUCUGGAUGUGCACUAAGAUGGAG
Molecule: messenger RNA, 1521 nt
Organism: Westerdykella ornata
Lineage: Eukaryota; Fungi; Ascomycota; Dothideomycetes; Pleosporales; Sporormiaceae
Product: Mob1/phocein
Exons: 4
Coding region: 114-1187 (357 amino acids)
Biological process (GO): positive regulation of protein phosphorylation; signal transduction; cell division
Cellular component (GO): cytoplasm; nucleus
Molecular function (GO): protein kinase activator activity
Source: RefSeq, a predicted model, not a curated record